Messenger RNA from Gaeumannomyces tritici R3-111a-1, 2142 nucleotides. RefSeq lists its product as hypothetical. The transcript is spliced from 2 exons. The record is from RefSeq and is a predicted model, not a curated record. Gene Ontology annotation, molecular function: 1-acylglycerol-3-phosphate O-acyltransferase activity. NCBI's taxonomy places the organism in Eukaryota, Fungi, Ascomycota, Sordariomycetes, Magnaporthales, Magnaporthaceae. Bases 719 to 1675 code for a protein of 318 amino acids. Gene Ontology annotation, cellular component: endomembrane system.
UGCGGACAGAUGCCAUCAUCAAGCCUAUCUCAUGUCUGUCUCUAUUAGCAAUCCCGCUCCGAUCCGGUGCGACCUCGACCCCAUAAGCUCCCUAGUCGAGGAUCGAUGACAGGGGCUACCACUGGUUUUCUGCACGUCAGCUGAGGAACUUGUCCCACGGGACACGGACCACGACACACGAACUCUUUGCUGUCUGAAACCAAUGUCGUUUUGCUGCCGGUGCCGAAUUCAUGGCCCUCGACCUUCGCUCGACUCCGCCCCAACGUCUCUCUCUUUUGUAUUCCACGACGCUUGGCCACUUCUCAGAUCCGUUUUUAUAUCCCUUUCGUUUUCCACUCUUGUGCACCCGCACCCGCUCCCCAAUUGGCCAAUCUCCAGGCCGAAUUCAUCGACAGGACGACCUGGGUGGACGUACCGCAAACCCCUGAAACCAAGGGCCAAAAGCCCAUCCUCCAAAACCUCCGACGGACCAGGGGAAGCCAGUUCUCGCUUCUUGCUGUUUGGUGUGUGUGACAGAUGGUUAUCCGUGGGCCUAGGCGCUCGAUCCUGAUAUCUAAUCGUGCAUACUACACAACCAACACCCACCUACUGAAUCCGGUUAUACCCGAGCCCACCCUUCUUGGCUGGUCUGCCUGCUGGGUACAGGCAGGAAGGAAGGUGGCCCCUGGAAGUUGGCGAGCGCGUCGGCUGUGCCCACGCACAGCUCCAGCCUCAGGAGAUGGGCCGCCGGGGAAGUGGCAACGUCUUCACCCACGUACGGGGUGUCGUCCUCGUAGCCCCUUGGGUCGUGUGGCUUCUCUUCAUCGACUUCGCAGUGUCGGCCUUGCUCCCACUCAAGAGCUUGUUUCCUGACGCCGUCUACUACCUCUCGUCUGCUCUGGCGUGGACCGUCUGGCGCUGGGUCCAGCACUUCUUCGAGGGCUUCAGCGGCGCCGCCGUGGUCGUCUCCGGGGACCAGAUCCCGGCCGGCGAGAGCGCCAUCGUUGUUGCCAAUCAUGUGGCCUGGACGGAUUUCUACAUGAUCCAGCACCUCGCCAUUCCUGCCAAGAUGCUCGGCAGGUGCCGGUACUUUGCCAAGAUUCAGCUCCGCGCCGUACCCUUUCUCGGCUGGGGUCUCUGGGCGCUGGGCAUGCCGAUGGUCAGUCGGAACUGGAUCCAGGACAAGGAUGAGCUUAGCAGGGUGUUCCAAGGCAUCGUGACCAGGAGAUGGCCGACUUGGCUCAUUUCCUUCUCGGAGGCCACCCGCUUCACGCCCAAGAAAUAUGAAGCGUCGCGCGCCUGGUGUAGCGCCAACAACAAACCCCAGCCGAAGCAUCUCCUGUAUCCGCGGACCAAGGGCUUCGUCGCGACCGUCAACCACCUCCGACACGCCCCGCAGGUCAAGGCCGUCUACGACGUCGCCAUAGCGUACCAGAAAGGCUCCCGCUGGCAGGUCGCUCCGACGUUCUGGGAUUCGGUUAGCGUCCCCGGUCUGUCGGUUCCCGCCGGUGGUGGUGGUCGGGGGUUCCGGUUCCACGUCCACGUCCGGCGGUUCCCAAUCGAGCAGUUGCCGCAGACCGACGAGGAUCUGGCCCGUUGGUUGGAGCAGCGCUGGGUCGAGAAGGGGGAGUGGCUGGAAGGGCUGAGGCAGGAGUGGACGGGCGAUGCUGACAGUGUAGAGGACGUCAAGGCGUGACCGCGCCUGCACACAAGUCGGGUCUCUUUUUUUUUCGUUUUCAUGUCACCCCCUCGCCAGAUCAAGACCCUGAGCUAGUGUCAAUGGUGAUGUCGCAUUGUUGACACGACUGCCGACAUGCCUACCCGAACUUCCGUCCAGAAAGCCAACGCGCCUGGUGUUCAUCUAAGCCAUUUGGGACUUCUGUAGUGACUUGAGGGCCCUUCCGGGUCUUGCGAGGUACCUAUCGGCAGCCGCACAUGCUCACCCAAACGACGCAGUACAACACAACUCCCAUCCGGUGCGCAGUAAUAAUUUUGCCAAAGAAAAACGGCUGAUCUCUAUCAGAGGCGCCCAGUGUGGGCACGCAUGAAUCACACAUAAUUGAUUUCUGCACGCAAGCAAUCUCUGCCGUGGCAACCACGGGGUCACGGCCAUUCGUUGUCCAGUAGCACGGCAGCCGCAGAUGCGCCUAGUGAGGAGGCGAG